AUGACUUUUCGUCAGAAAGCUGUAACCACACGACAAUUGUUUACGGUAACUAUCGCUAAAGACACUUUACCUGAUUUUGAAGCUAAGCUCAAAACAUUCUACACUGAGCAUUUACACACGGAUGAAGAAAUACGAUUGGUUUUGGAUGGUUCGGGAUAUUUCGACGUCAGAGAUGAAGCAGAUAAAUGGAUUCGAAUUGAAGUUGAUAAAAACGACUUAAUAAUUAUACCAGCGGGAAUCUAUCACCGUUUUACAUUGGACAUGAAGAACUACAUCAAGGCGAAACGCUAUUUCGUAGGAGAACCCAUUUGGCUACCUUAUAAUCGCCCAGCAGAUGAUAUGGAAUGUCGUAAGAAAUAUUUACAUGAUCAAUCCAGAUUGAUCUCUGAGUGCGCUCAGUAAUUUUGUUGAACUUAAUAAAUGAACAUUGUAAAGGACUUUUAAUAAAUAUUUGAAUUUUGCAUACAAUUUA
Molecule: messenger RNA, 472 nt
Organism: Ceratitis capitata (Mediterranean fruit fly)
Lineage: Eukaryota; Metazoa; Arthropoda; Insecta; Diptera; Tephritidae
Product: 1,2-dihydroxy-3-keto-5-methylthiopentene dioxygenase
Exons: 4
Coding region: 1-402 (133 amino acids)
Biological process (GO): L-methionine metabolic process
Molecular function (GO): acireductone dioxygenase [iron(II)-requiring] activity
Source: RefSeq, a predicted model, not a curated record